Gadus morhua (Atlantic cod) is the source of this 4483-nucleotide messenger RNA. RefSeq names its product lysine (K)-specific demethylase 2Aa (gene kdm2aa). Gene Ontology annotation, molecular function: zinc ion binding; protein binding; DNA binding. Lineage: Eukaryota; Metazoa; Chordata; Actinopteri; Gadiformes; Gadidae. The record is from RefSeq and is a predicted model, not a curated record. Bases 432 to 4211 code for a protein of 1259 amino acids. The transcript is spliced from 23 exons.
CAUGUUUUUUGUUGGGAAAAAAUGGCGGCGAUUGUAAUCUAAGGGAUAUCCUCACGUUUACCUAACGUCUACCUAACGUUUAUUACGGAGGAGGAGCUGCACGCUGGGUGUUCUAUCGGAACGAGAUCUCGUGCAGGGCUUCACCAAUAAGGGUACAUCAGCUGGAGCAGUAUCGGGGAAACGUUUGUCAGCUGGAGCAGUAUCAGGGUAACGUUUGUCAGAGCGUAAAUGUUGUUGCUGUAACCCACUGUGAAACACAACAGUUGAGUUGACGUGAGCUCCAUGUUCUUCAACAUCAGCGCGCCAUUAUGCGUGGAUGCACAGAGCCCCACAGCGUCUGACGGCUGUUCAGCCGUGUUGUGAGUUCACAAUCACUAGACUAUCAUCUUCGCCAUUCAACUUCACAAACUGGUCUUCGUUUCGUAUUGGAAAUGUCCUCUCUGACCAAAGUUGCCCUAAAAUCCUCCAAGGCAGAGGAGGGUCGUCCGCGACAUAGCACUCGCCUGCGCACAGGUUCCCGGAGACGUUACCAUGACGACGGCAUCUCAGACGAGGAGAUUGAUGGACGCAGGAUGUUUGACCUGGAGGACAAAGUGCACAGCGAGCGGUUCAGCUCGGACAGGGUGGUACGGAUGGAGGGCAAGGAUCUGACAUAUGAGUACAUUCAAAGAGGAGGUCUGAGGGAUCCCAUCAUCUUCGAGAAGCCAGAUGGAUUAGGAAUCAAAAUGCCAGAUCCUGACUUCAGUGUGAACGACGUUAAGAUCUUUGUAGGGAGCAGACGCAUGGUGGACGUGAUGGACGUGAGCACGCAGAAAGGCACGGAGAUGUCCAUGGCGCAGUGGAGGCGCUACUACGAGACGCCGCACGCACAGCGGGACAAGCUGUACAACGUCAUCUCCCUUGAGUUCAGCCACACCAAGCUGGAGAAUCUGGUCAAGAGACCGGCCACGGUGGAUAUGAUUGACUGGGUGGACAACAUGUGGCCCCGUCACCUGAAGGAGAGACAGAGGGACUCCACCAACUCCAUCACUGACAUGCAGUACCCCAAAGUCCAGAAGUACUGCCUGAUGAGUGUGCAGGGCUGUUACACAGACUUCCACAUUGACUUCGGAGGAACAUCAGUUUGGUACCAUAUACUGAGAGGAUGCAAGGUGUUCUGGCUGAUUCCCCCCACCCCUCAGAACCUGGAGCUCUAUGAGAACUGGGUGUUGUCAGGGAAACAGGGCGAUGUCUUCCUGGGAGACCGUGCUUCUGACUGUCAGAGGAUUGAGCUGAAGCAGGGGUACACCUUCAUCAUUCCUUCAGGCUGGAUCCAUGCCGUGUACACGCCCGUGGACACCCUGGUGUUUGGCGGCAACUUCCUCCACAGCUUUAACGUUCCAAUGCAGCUGCACAUCUCCAGCAUUGAGGACCGCACGCGGGUGCCCGCCAAGUUCCGCUACCCGUUCUACUUUGAGAUGUGCUGGUAUGCCCUGGAGCGCUACGUCUUCAGCCUCACCGGCACCUCCUACCUCACGCCUGAGUUCCAGAAGCACUCGCUGGGCAUCGGUGGGUGGCCCACAUGUAGCUUCUUAUUCUCUCCCAGUUCUGGGGAAAACCUUUCUGAUGUCACGCUCUGCUCUACAGGCCUGAAGAAGCCGUCUCCGGCAGACCCCGACAGCGGAGACGUAGACGAUAUGGGCGAGGGUGGCAGUAGUGAUGGAGAUGCAGACGGCUCCUCUUCCAAGCCACCAGUGGGCAAAGUUCACAUGGCCCCGUUCGAGCUGGAGGGGAUGUGGAACCUACUUGGCAAGCUGGAAGCCCUGCCGUCCAACAAGAAGUGUGUCCCCGCAGGCAUACACAAUGCGCCCGCCCUACUCACACACAUCAAGGCCCUUCUUAAGGAGCAUGCCAAUGACAACCCAAAACUUUCCUACACUGGCAAACCAAUCAUCACAUGGCCAAAGAGGCCUUCGUGGUACCAGCCUCCCCCUCCACCACUGCCCCCACCGCGCCCCAAGCUGGCCAACACCCCUGUGCUGCCACGUCCCCAGAAGCCUGCCUCCUCCAUGUCGGUGCUGAGACGCCGGCGCGUCAGGUGCAAGCGCUGUGAGGCCUGCAUGAGGACCGAAUGUGGCGACUGCAACUUCUGCAGAGACAUGAAGAAGUUCGGCGGGCCGGGGAAACUGAAGCAGACCUGCGUCUUGCGCCAGUGUCUCGCUCCCGGCCUCCCCCUGUCGGCGGUGUGCGAGGUGUGCCAGGAGCCAAACCAGGACGACACGGGCGAUCCCAGCCUCCUCUUGAUGGAAUGCUCCAACUGCGCAGAGAUCGUCCACCCUGCCUGCCUCACGGUACAAGGAGAUGGAGUGAUGAACAGCGAUUUACCCAGCUGUUGGGAAUGUCCAAAGUGUGUCUUGGGGAUCACGGACCAAGAGAAGCGCAAGUCCACCUCGCUGCUGGACUCCCGCAUCGCCAAGAUCUACCGCAGGCACAGGCACGGCCGCGACGGAGACGAUUCCGGCAGCGAGGAUGACCAAGUGUCUCGGAGGAGGAAGCUGGGCCUGCACCCCCGGGGGGGGGGCAGUUCCAGGAGGGGCUACCGCAGGGGCCUACUGAGGGGGGGAGCCGGCCACCGGGGCAGCAGGGCAGGGGGGCUGGCCAUGGGCGGCUCUGGGAUUAGGAUGAAGCGCGGCAUAGGACUCCGGAGGGGCCGCGGCGUCAGGCUGAGGGGGGGCUCCAGGAUGCAGAGAAGGGGGGGAGAUGACUCUGAGGAGUCGGAGGACGAUGACGACGACGACGACGACGAUGACGACGACGACGAGGAAGAAGAGGUGGACGACAGCGAGGGUGGGGGGAAGGAGGGCCAGAGGGGGAGGAGGAGGAGGCGCCUCCGCGGGACGGACGAUGACGACGAUGAGGAAGAGGAUAGUGACGGCAGGGAGUUUGACCCGGAGGAAGAGGACGAGGAGAUGGACCACUAUGUGGAUGAGGAGGAGGGGGAGGAAGGGCACUGGGACUCGGACCCAGAGCCGCCCGUCCUGCUGGUGUCUGACCUGACCGAUGACCUGCUCACUGGGUCCUACCUGACGGUCACCCUGCAGCGGCCCCAGAAGGCCAAGAGGCACUCAGGCUCCAUCGUCCCCAAGCUAGAGGCGGCCAUGGGUCCCAGGACAGCCAUCUUGGGCCCGGGGGGACACCAGAGUUUUGUCCAGCGCAAGUCGGCCCUCUCCAAACCCUCUCGGGUGAAAGGCGAGGCUGAUGGUGUCACCCUGGCCAGAGGCUCUGGCAGGCCCCGUGUCCGCGGCCUGCCCACCUCCGCCUCCUCCUCUGACGAGGACGGCCCCCGCGUGGCCGACACCGCCACCAUGUCCCCGCCCUCUACGCUGCUGUCGCUGCCCUCCUUCAAGGACGCGGGCAGCGAGCGAGGCGCCGACAAGGAGGUGUGGGUAUCGGUCUUCAGGUUCCUGAGCCGCCCCGAGCUGCUGGCAUGCAUGAGUGUCUGCAAGGCCUGGUACAAGUGGAGCUUUGACAAGCGCCUGUGGAGCCACGUGGACAUCAGCCGCAGCACCCGCCUCAGUAACCAGGCCCUGGCUGGAAUCAUCAAGAGGCUGCCCACCUCCCUGGACCUCUCUUGGACACCUGCCGCCAAGAGGCAGCUGCACUGCCUGCUCACACGCCUGCCAGGGCUCCGGGAGCUGCGUGUGGCGGGCCUGCCCUGGUUCGCCCUUUCUGCCCUUGUGUCCCCCACCCUGCCCUGCCUCAGGCUGCUGGACCUGCGCUGGUGUCAGGGCAUCAAGGACGUCCAGAUGAAGGACCUCAUCCUGCCACCUGGCCUGGGCUCAUCCCGCAGCCGCCUGAGGAACAUGUCGGCGCUGUACCUGUCGGGCCUGGAGGUGAGCGACUCCACCCUGCGGCUGCUGCAGCGCCACAUGCCCCAGCUUGAGCGGCUGGACCUGGCCCACUGCCCGGCUGUCUGCGACACCUCCAUCGCCCUGCUGGCCGCCGCCGGCACGCACACCCGCCACAACCUCACCGAUCUCUAUCUUGCCGGUUGCAACCGGCUGACGGACGGUUGCCUGCCCUACCUGAAGCGCCUCUCUGCGCUGGAGCUGCUUGACCUUCGGGGCUGUGACGGCGUGAGCCGGCGGGCGUGCGAGGCCUUCAUCUCAGACCUUUCCCACGUGGCGUUCUACUGCAUGAUGGAAGAAAAGCUCAUCCAGCGCAUCCCCUAAGGGGCGUUUCCCAGCAGGCACGGCGUCCUCCGGGCCCUCUAUUGCAGGGGAGCGGCGCCACCAAAGCCUGUUUCCAGCCUGUUUCUAGUCUCCUAGCCUGGGACCCCAAGAGGAGAAUGGCUGUGUUUGUAAAUGUUUUUUCUCUGUGAAGUUCCUGGGUUCUUUCUGCUGGGCUCUUUUCUGCCUGGCCUUCAUGUUUGCGAGUCUUUGUUACAUUUCAUUUUUAAACAUUCUAAAAAAAGAACACUAAUAAAGUGUAAAGUGAAUACGGA